ACUUAUUUUUAUGUAACAUAUAUUUUCUUUGUGUAAAAUAUUCUUGGUAUUAUUUAUUAUUUAAUCAUUAAAUAUGAGUAUCCAAGUGAGUCAAAGAAGCGCGGAAGACGAAGAAGAUGACGAGGAGUUGUUAGAAGAAACUCAUAUAGAAUGGAGUAACCUGAUCUUCCUGCCUUUUCACCCUGUGUUCAAACUUGCGGUAUUGUUCAGCGUAAUUGUGAAGAGUAUUCUGGGUCCAAUUCAAUCGGUGUAUCCGAUUGUUUACUGUUCCAACGUGAUGGACCGCGACCCGUUUUUGUUCUUCAUAAAAUAUUUCUACUGGUAUUGUUGCGAUGCUAUAUACGGCGUGGAUACAUUUCUCCACAUCGUUCACAGACAAGUAACAGAUAAGGCAAUGAGACGUGAAUAUUUACCGAAGUCAGCAUUUCUAUUGUUAUUGGAUUUGAUAUCAUUGAUACCAUUCUUCCGAAUGGUGGUCUCGGACAUUUGCCCGCCGACACAACUGUGGCCGAAUAUUUUAGCUUUCACAGAGUUUGUUAUAAUAUACAGAGUGGUUGAAUACUUUUCGUUGGUUACUACUCAUUCCUUCUGGAAGAUGUUGACUGGUUUUUUACUAAUGAUGGCGAGCUGUAUUAAUUGUGCUACUUGCUUUUGGCUUCUUCUCACCAAACAUGGACUGUGUGGGAAAUGUGCCAAAAUUAUUUACGAUUGGAGACACUACGUCAUUCAUAAGUUAAACGAAACGGAUGAAGGCUUCGCGACUUACAUUUAUGGCGCCUCAUACGUUUUAUCUUUUGCCAUAAAUAAAACACUGGAUGAAACGAAACCAUCAACGAUACUUGAAUUUUUCCUCAUAUCAACUUUAAUGAUAUCUGGAUAUUUAUUAGAGAUAUUCGUGGUCAUGCCGAAAUUAUUUGCCGAAGCCAUUCUAAGACUCCGAAGAAUUUGUACUUUCCAUCCGCAAAUUAACAGGCUCAUUCAGGAAACUCGUCGAAGAAACCCCGCUCCUACAGCGCACGUGAAUGUUGAAAACUUUUAUAAAUUAAUGUGGAAAAAGCGAAGUGGAAUAACGUGCCUACCUGAAGUCAUAGCUGAGUUUCCGAGGUAUUUGAGAUUGGAUAUCAAGCAAGAUCUCGUUUGGCCGGUGUUUUAUCACAGCCCCACGUUAAGAAAAACUUCGUCGUCGUUCAAACGCUGGCUGUGUGAUUACAUACGGCUAGAUUAUAAAUUGCCUGGUGAGAAGUUCUUUGCCGGACCACAUUGUCAUACAAACCUUUAUUAUAUUAAAUCUGGUAUUGUACAAAUCCUAUCAGCAGACGAUGGAACAACUUCAAUUCUUUCCGUGACCGGUGGUACAGUUUUCGGAGAUGUUAGUUUUUUAUUACCUCCAUGGAAACGUAAGGUGAUAGUACGCUGCCUCACAUACUGUGAAAUAUUUUUCGUAUCCCGAUAUGAUUUAUUAAAAGCCAUGCAUAGAUUUCCUGAAGACCGGCGUAAGAUUUUAGCUUCUACUGCGGAAAGGAUUAAACACGCACGAACGUUGUAUGUAUGCAAACAGCAUGUUAGAGGCCUUGACAGAGCUGAAGAUGAGGGCGUGGCGUGGGUCAAAAGGCGAUGGUGGGAAAUAUCCGAUGCUGUAGCCAAUUGGAAAAAAAGAUCCGGAAAGAAGGACCAAAUCAAAUGUGAACUACCACCAGAAGAAGCGAUUUACCACUGUGCAAAAUAUAUUGGACAACUGGUCCUUUGUAACGAUGUCCAAUUACAGACAAAGUCAAUGUUCGCCAACGUCAGGUUUCCAUGGAUAUUGGUGCCGCAGUCAAGUUUCGUUGUUAUUUGGCAUCGCAUAGUCAUUUUCACAGUGUUGUUGGUUUUGGUGUUUUAUCCGCCCAACAUCACGAGGCCUACUAUCCCACCGGCAUUUAAAUUCCUACAAUUUUGGACCGAUUUCGUAUAUGUCGCUGAUAUAUGUGUAUCUUUAAUGACGUCGGUAUCUAGACAAGAGAAUAUCACCACUAAUUUCGCCACAGUUAUGUUCGCACGUUGCAAGAGUCUUAAUUUCCUUUUGGAUGUGUUAUCUACGUUGUGGAUAGAGAACUUGGCUUUGGUGUUCGGCAAACCAGACUUUUAUUAUAUAGUACAAUUUAAUAGGUUGAUCAAAAUCUACAUAUUAUUCACUGGUGAAUUUAUUCACUGGGAUGUGAGGAACGAUCCAUUAAUUAUUGAUUGCUAUAAAAUUGCAUUGACCCAAUUCAGUUUCGUUUUCAUCAUGAGCUAUAUCACCUACGUCCUCGCUCGUCACAUACCCCAGAUAACAACGAGUUACUUUUUCGGUGAUAAGAUAUGUUCUCCGGAUGUUCCUGCGAAUCAAUGUGAUCCAGCACGCAAGAAUUUAUUUGCAGUGGCAAUAUCUUGGACAUUUGAACUAAUAUUUUUUGAAUACCUUCCCUCUACCCUGGUGGACAUGUACGUCGGAACAACGACAACGUUGUUAUGUUUUAUGAUUUACGUAUACUGUGAAACGAGGUUUAUUGCAGCUUUAUAUUUAAAGUAUAGAGAAAUAACCAAUUACCAGUACUUCGUGUCGAACCUCAAAAAUUAUUAUAAAUACUAUAGAAUUCACCAAGAUUUACUGAAAAGGCUUGACAGAUAUCUCACAUGUCACUGGAAGUAUUAUCAUGGCGUGGACGUUAUGCAUCCUGAUUUAUUGAAAAAUGAACCUUAUGACAUAUACUGGAAAGUCCACGGUGAGAUAGCAGAAAAAUUGAUUAGCGAAUCAAAAGCUUUCACUGGGGCUGAUUCGGCUCUCAUAAGAGAACUUGCGUAUACAGCAAAAUUUUUGAUAUUACCGAAAAAUUCAGCUUUAUUUUUAUUUGGCGUUCAAUGUAAAAAUGUUACCUGGAUCGCUCAAGGUUAUAUAAAAGGUGAAUAUCACAACGAAGAAGGUGAAUUGGUAAAGAUUUUCCACAGCCGCGGGCACAUGCUAUCCGUUAAAUCGGUGUUUCUCGGAAGGGUAUCCCUCAGAACUUAUACGGCUUAUACGGAAUGCGAGAUACUGUAUAUAAGAAUUCAAGACUUUUUCAACAUCAUCAAACGCUAUCCAAACGAGUGGAUGUACUUCGAAAACUGCAUUCAAGAGUUCAGACCAGUUUUUGAUGAAAUGUGUCAAUCAUAUGUCCGCAAGCAUAGAGAUUAUCAAAACAAAAUACGAGAUCGUAUAUUUCACUCACGGAUGUCUGUAAUGGUACCAAAUAAGAAACCUCGUGAGAGUGUUAGAGGGCGAGCUAUGCCGUUUGAAAGUGAUUUCUGGAAGGAGCCUGAAUCCGACUUUAUGGAGUAUUGGAUGUUAUUUAGAGCAAUUAUUGUGUUUGUAUCAAUCGCUUCAGCGUCUUUGCAAGGUGGAAUAGGUGCUAUUUAUAGAUGGCCUUUGAUCAUGAUAGGUUCAUUUUGUGAUUGUAUCGCAUGGAUGGACAUUGUUAUAAAGCUAUUUUUGGCUUACUACGACGAGCGUGGCCUUCUCAUAUACGAUAAGCGUAAAUGCAUGAUUCAUUACUUGUUGCGAGGUUUUCUUUUGGAUGUCAUCGGAGCGUUUCCCCUAUUCGAGGUCCUUAGAAUCCUUCUAUCAGCUCCUAUCGACGAUGAUGAUGCUAUGCUCGUAAAUACGUUUUGCAAGUUCGCUCAUCUUUACAUUUUGUAUGGCUACUUUAAUUACAUCGCCGAUGUCCCUACUAUCAACGUCACCUACAUUAUGAUUUUGAAAUGGCAAGUAAUACUCAUCUUAGUAAUGCUUGGUGGCAGCCACUACCUAAUGAGUUACUGCGUCGACUUCGUCUUCGAUAGCACGGACAGAUUCAGUAUAAUUAGCAUCCAGCAACGAAAUUCAUGUUGGGUGCCCAAACUGUUUAAAUUAAAGGAACAUCCGUCAUUCGAAGAUUUGCAUCUUCUAUUUGCCGAAAGUUUGAAUUUGGUUCAAUGCGGCUUCACGAGAUUAAAUUUUGGUAAUUUUAACAUUGAUCGCAUUCAACUUGGAGUUGGAACGUCUCUGUUCUUCUUAGGAUGUUUUUUCUGGUUUGUUUUCUGCUACUCCCUUGCGUUACUAUUGCUGAAUUCCCGAGGAAACUCGCUAUUUCAACAUGGCGUUAGUCAGUUAAGGAGAUUUUUACACGCUGAAAGAGUCGACGAAAAGUUGAUACAUCAAACCGUCCGCCAUUUUCGAUAUUGGUGGAUAAGAACCAAAGGCAUCAAUAUACAUCAUUUAACAAAUGAACGAAUCGGCGUGGUGUUUAGACAAGAUUUGAAUUACUAUUUCUUUAAAAAGACAUUCACAGCUCUAGACACGCUGCUGCAAGGAGGUGAAUCCCUCCUAAGGCAAUUAGCUAGCACUAGCACGCAAAUUUAUUUCCUGCCUGGUGGAGAAAUUACAAGGGAAAUGGAUUUGGCCCCGUGGGUGUUCGUGGUGCAUCGAGGAAGAGUCACGCUCAGUCAAGGUGGAGAGAAGAUCGCUACUCUUACAAAGGGAGGAAUUUUUGGCCAGUUAGAUGGUACAAAACCGCGUCCAGUUCGCAUAUCAGCUGUCGCAGAUGAUUAUGCGGACCUGCUUCAGAUAACUAUUAAGCAAUUCCAAGACCUAAUUCCCAAAGACGUGAAAAAAAAUAUUGAACAGAAUCCUCAAUUUCAAAACGAUUUUAUGGCGACAAAGAGGCAUUUUCCCGAAGACGCACACGACACAGUUCAAUAUAUUCUUCAAGGGAGAAAAACUAUAAAACUUCCAGGCAUAGCACCGAUGGAGGCUAGACACGGCAACUGGUAUUCAAGAUGGCUAUACGUUGUCUGGUUGGGGGCUCCUUUCGCUUCCGCCUUCAUUGUCUUAAUAUUAAACGUCUUGCCUAUAGACGUAAUCCUCACACUAUCUUGGGUGUUAUUUUUAUUGGAUGUUAUACACUUGGCUCAUUUCAUUGGAGAGUUUUAUACUAUGGAAAAGACAAUAGUAAACAAUAAAUGUGUUUACCGCACCGUCGGACCAAGAGUUCUGAAGAGAUGGGGUUUCUAUACUGAUGCUUUAUCAUUAAUUAUACCCAUGCUGACAAUUAUCACGGACGACUGGAGAUAUCAAUUAGCAAGAUUGUUACGUCUGAGAUUAUUUUAUGAUUUCCAGAUGUAUUUCUGUACAAGUUUUAAGAGCAAAGCUGCGCCAAUUUUGAUGAAGUUUAUCAUUGUUAUUUUAUUGUUGCACGCGGCGACUUGUGGAUGGAUUUAUGUGGCUUGCAGAAGUGAAUUUCCAAUAAAAGUGUAUAUGCCUCUCGAAGUUAAUAAGAGUAUAGAUCAUGACCAAUGGGCGACUCCAGAUCAAAGAUAUGGUGGAUGCGCAAGAGUAACAAAAUAUACCAAACCUGGCGAUUAUAACAUGCCUAGUUUUGUAGUGCCUAAAAACUGGCAAAACGACUACAUAGUGGCUAUGACGUACAUUAUAUUGAUUCACACUCAUACUGCCAUUGAUGCGGUGAUCCCUCUUUCUCUAAGCCAAGUAUACUACAAAGUCGUUUUAAACAUGUUUAUCUACCUCAUCGAUAUGUGGACUAUAAGCAUCGCGAUCAGCGCCAUCUACACCAAGUUCAGAGAACUGUACCAGUAUGAUUACUACGUUAACAAUCUGACCACAUAUUUGAAUCAUAGUGGCUUAUCGCCUUCUUUAUUGGAAUCUGUGAAAGAGUAUACUGAACAACUUUGGAGAAGGCAAAGAGGUAAUUGGCUGCCAGAGCUAGCUCAGCAAGCGCCACCGUGUCUCCGAGAAGAUCUGUUGGACGCACUUUACAUGCAUCAUUUGAUGACACCGCCCUUAUUCCGUCAGCUACCUCACUACUUCACGCGACAAUUAGUCGCACGACUACAUCGAAUUGUAGUGUUUCCUGGAAAAUGCUUGAUCCAAGAAGGCGAUAUAUUCUCCUGUAUCUAUUUCAUACACGAAGGUGAAGUUGAGAAGUGGUUUAUUGAUAAAGGCGGUGAAAAUAAAAUGAUAUCUUUGUUAUCUGUGAAUGGAUAUUUUGGAUUUAUACCAGGACUGUUCCCGAACACACCUUUUCAAUUUACCUAUUUUACUAGAACGGUUGUCGAUCUGGUAUACUUGAGGCUGAAGGAUUGGCAAGACUUGCUCGAUUGUUACCCGGACGUGAAGCGCGACUUGUAUACAGCUGCCAAGCAGCUAAAGAAGGAUAUGGGGAAGUGAGUUUUAGAUGGAAAUGAUGAUGUUUUUAGAUUUAUUUAGGUUACAAUUUAUUUAUGU
Molecule: messenger RNA, 6277 nt
Organism: Manduca sexta (tobacco hornworm)
Lineage: Eukaryota; Metazoa; Arthropoda; Insecta; Lepidoptera; Sphingidae
Exons: 28
Coding region: 74-6220 (2048 amino acids)
Molecular function (GO): protein-containing complex binding
Source: RefSeq, a predicted model, not a curated record